This is a messenger RNA of Cavenderia fasciculata, 3231 nucleotides long. It is a transcript of the gene xab2, whose product is annotated as TPR-like helical domain-containing protein. Gene Ontology annotation, biological process: mRNA splicing, via spliceosome; translation; generation of catalytic spliceosome for first transesterification step. The transcript has 9 exons. Gene Ontology annotation, molecular function: protein binding; structural constituent of ribosome. The coding region runs from base 1 to 3231 and encodes 1076 amino acids. The record is from RefSeq and is a predicted model, not a curated record. Gene Ontology annotation, cellular component: U2-type catalytic step 2 spliceosome; Prp19 complex; ribosome. Lineage: Eukaryota; Evosea; Eumycetozoa; Acytosteliales; Cavenderiaceae.
AUGAAUGAUUGUGAGAAUGAAUUCAUGAAAAAGUUUUGCGUAUUUCUGUCAAAGCCAAGAUAUAUUAGGUUCCUCUCGCCAGAGGAUGGGCAAGAAUUUAGAGUCGUUGAAAAAAUUUGUGUUAUCCGUACAUCCUCUAGCUAUCACCUCACAAUGUUGACCAGCAAGAAUUUCACCUUAUUCGUAGAGAUUGGCCGUGUUGUCUUCAUCAACUUUGGUCCAUUCAGAAACAAGACUGCCGUCAUCCUCGAUGUCUUGGAUCAAAACAGAAUCCUUGUUCACGGUCCAUCCACCAAGGUUCCACGUCAAGUUAUUAACCUCAAGUGGGUCCAAUUGACCAAGCUCAAGGUCGAAAUCCCAAGAGGUGCCAGACUCACCAGUCUCAACAAGGCCAUCAAGGAAUCCGGAGUUGACUCCAAGAUUGCUACCCUCGCCAUCGUCAAGAAGGUCGCUGCCAACAAGGCUAAGGCUGCCUCCAACGAUUUCGAUCGUUUCAAGGCUGACAUUGCCCGUAAGGCCUACUCCAAUCAAUCAGUAUUGAUUCGUCGUCGUCUUUUUUAUCUAUUUCCAAAAUUCAUUGAUCUUCUCAUCGACGCACUCACUCUUUGUAAUAUAAAUACAUCAAAAAAGAUAAAAGUUAUAGUUGUAGUUGGUAGUAGUCUAUUACUAAAAGAGAAUAAGAUGCCAACAGCAGGUGUAAUUUCAUCUUCAUCAUCAGAUGAUCAUCAUAUGAAUGUUGAUGUUGAUGAUAUUGUUAAUAAUAAUAAUAACAAUCUAUCUGAGGAAGAUUUAGCAUAUGAAGAAGAUAUAAAAAAGAAUUCAUUAUCAAUAGCAAGUUGGUUAAGAUAUUUAGAAUACAAGAAUGAUGCGACACAAUCGAUUCGUAAUGCAAUCUAUGAGAGAGCUGUUAAAGCUUUACCUCGUAGUUAUAAACUAUGGCAUAGAUAUUUACAUGAACUUGUAGUUUGGGUACGUGGUAAAUGUAUAGUUGAUCCAAUCUAUGAUCAAAUGCCAAGAAUAUGGAUAGAAUAUUGUGAAUUUCUAAUAUUACAAUCAAAGGUUACAAAGACAAGAAGAACAUUUGAUAGAGCAUUGAGAUCAUUGCCAAUAACACAACAUGAUAGAAUAUGGGGAUUGUACAUUCCAUUUGUUAGAAAGAUUGGUAUUAGAGAAGUGAUUACAAGAGUUUAUAAACGUUGGUUCAAGAUCGAGUCGGAAGGUUUGGAGGAUUACAUAGAGUAUCUGAUGGAGAUUGGUGCAUGGGCAGAAGCAACGACACAGUUGUUGGCCAUAUUAAACAAUGAAAAGUUUGUUUCGAGAAAAGGAAAGACUCGUCAAGAGUUGUGGCAACAACUGUGCGACGUUCUAACCCAGCACCCAAGAGAUGUUGCUUGUUGUGGUGUUGAUUGCGAGGCUGUCAUUCGGUCGGGUAUCGCCACCUAUCGCACACAGGCUGGCAAGUUGUGGUGUUCGUUGGCAGACUAUUAUGUACAGUUGGCGCAGUUUGACAAGGCACGUGAUAUCUUUGAAGAGGCGAUGGAGAGUGUUGGCACAGCCAGAGACUUUUCACAGAUUUGGGAUGCCUAUACCAUGUUUGAAGAUAGUUUGUUGGCUGCUCAACAACAGAUUGUCGAAGAGAGUGCAGGUGAUGAGUCUGCAUCGGUCAUUGCGAGUGACGAGUUUGACCUUUUGGUUGCGAGGUACGAGCAUUUGAUCGAGAGACAACCAUUCCUUCUCAGCUCGGUACUUCUCCGUCAAAACCCUCACAAUGUCAACGAAUGGCAUAAACGUGUCGCACUCUACCACGGGCAACCCAAGAUGGUGGUCGAAACGUUUGCCAAGGCUGUUGCAACGGUCGAUCCGAAAUUGGCCAAGGGUCGCCCACACUCGCUGUGGAGUGCAUUUGCACGAUACUAUGAAGACCACGAUAAAUUGGAUCAAGCACGACGUAUCUUUGAUCGUGGUGUAAAGGUAGAGUACCGUACCGUCGAUGAGUUGUCAUCACUCUACUGCGACUAUGCCGAGAUGGAGAUUCGUAGUCAAAACUAUGAAAAGGCACGUCAAGUAUUAUCACGUGCCACCGUAUCACCUCGUCGUCCUCACCACAUUCCAGACAGCGAGCCCGUCCAAAAGCGACUUUGGAAAUCAUCCAAAUUGUGGACCUUUUAUGCCGAUGUCGAGGAAUCAUUUGGCACCUUUUUAUCGACCAAAUCAAUCUAUGACAAGAUGAUUCAACUUAAAAUAGUCACCCCACAAAUCAUCCUAAACUAUGCAGAAUACCUUGAAGAGAAUCGUUACUUUGAAGAUGCUUUCAAAGCCUAUGAACAAGGUAUCUCUCUUUUCCCUUUUCCAAUGGUUCAAGAUAUUUGGAUUUCCUAUCUAACUAAAUUUAUUAAUAGAUAUGGAGGAACAAAAUUAGAAAGAUCAAGAGAUUUAUUUGAACAAGUAUUGACAAAGGUACCAAUGAAACAAGCCAAGAUAUUUUAUUUAAUGUAUGCCAAUUUAGAGGAACAAUUUGGGUUGGCACGUCAUUCAAUGUCAGUUUAUGAUCGUGCUACAAGAGCCGUUGCCAAUGAAGACAAGUAUAAUAUGUAUUUGUUGUAUAUUGCUAGAACCACCGAGUUUUAUGGUUUAUCAAAGACCAGAGAGAUUUAUACACGUGCUAUAGAAUCGCUGCCCGAUGAAAAGGCUAGUGAUAUGUGUGUUAGAUUCGCAGACAUGGAAAGAAAACAUGGUGAAAUUGAUCGUGCUCGUUCCAUCUUUGUUCACGGCUCCCAAUUCUCAAAUCCCAACAAAUUACUAUCAUUCUGGCAAGCAUGGCAUUCAUUUGAAAGAGAUCAUGGUAAUGAAGAAACCGUUAGAGAAAUGAUUCGUAUUAAAAAAUCAGUCACUGGUCAAUUUAAUCAAGUUAAUUUGGCUGCCAUAGAAAUGUUAAAUAACAAACAAAAAGAAGAUGAAAAUAAUAGAAUUAAAUUAGAUAUUCAAAUGGCUCAAUUAGAUAAAUUAAAUAAUAAUGGAAACAAUAAUAAUAAUAAUAAUAAUAAUAAUAAUAAUAAUGGUAAUAAUGGUAAUAAUAAUGGUAAUAAUAAUAUUCAAAAGGUUGAUAAUCAAGAUGAAAUCGAUAUUGAUGAUGAAGAUGAAGAAGAUGAAGAAGAUGAAGAAAAGGGAACAAUGCAAAUUGAAGAAAAACAAUUACCUUCAUCUUUAUUUACUUCAAAUACUAAAAAAUAA